GUUUUCUAUGAGGGAUGCUCGUAGAUAAGGUUAAGUGAACUUUGAGAUUGACGAGCGCAUUUCAUCUGAUCAAAAGUGCAGCUCAGUUGCAAUAUCAUAGUAUAUAGUGACUUCAUUAUUAUUUUUUUCCACAAAAGUCAUGCUGAUUCGAAGCCAGACUUUACGGUGGGCAGCUUUCUUGACACUUUGUGCACUGUUGGUGAAGGGCUUCCCUGCAAAAAGACGCAGAGCGAAUCACAUCAAGAGCAAGAGUGGUGCAUCUCUAGAGGUUAGAGGUCAUGGUGGCUCCAAGGAUGUCAAGCAGUCAUUGCAAGACAUUCAGGGCCAAAACCAACUGAGGAGCGAGUUGCCUUUGCCUCGCCGUCAUAAAAGGAGAUGGUCACGGAUUCACUCGGAGGGAGUCCUCCCCAAACCUGCUCCAGAGGAAGAAGAGGAAACCUUCAUUUUAGACCUGAAGAACUUCCCUGACCUCGCCAACGCAGACCUGGGCUCCCAGAACCCAAACAUUCAAGUGACCAUUGAGGUUGUGGACAGCCCACAGAUGGAGAUUGAGAUGGAUCUGGCCAAGGAGAGCAGAAACGACUGGUCUUUGAGCUCGGAGGAAUGGCUGGGCCAUAAAAAGCUCUUCUGGCCACUGUUUUGGGAAUACCAUGACUCCAGUCAGGAAGGUCCCGGGCAAGGCAGUCUGGAGGAGAAUGAGGAGGACAUCAUCUAUGAAGAAGAGGACUCCUUUUUGAGUGGUGUGGGUGCAGACUGGAACAGUCGGUGGAGGGGCUGGGACUCCACAAACAAUUACGAAUAUGAGGAGGAAGAAUGGAGCGAUUGGUCACCAUGUAGUGCCACCUGUGGACAGGGGAAUCAGAAGAGGAUUCGCUCGUGUGGCUACGCCUGCACUGCUACAGAGUCACGGACAUGCGAUUUAGAGAGAUGUCCUGAUGACAUAAUUCCUGUGACAGAACCGAGUCCUCAAGAAAUGGCAAACAACACGGAGCUUUUGGGAACAGAUGUCGACAGCUGUGAGAAGUGGCUGAACUGCAAGAACGACUUCCUCCAGAAAUACCUACACAAAGUCCUGACCGAGUUACCCAACUGCCCCUGCGUCUACCCAUCCGAGGUGGUCUACAGUGCUGUCAACGUUUUCGACAGGAAGCUGCAGAAGACCUAUCGAUGGCGAGACGCCAGCGGCCCCAAAGAGAGACUGGACAUCUACAAGCCCUCCGCCAGGUUCUGCAUUCGCUCCAUGCUCUCCUUCGACAGCACCACUCUGGCGGCUCAACACUGCUGCUACGAUGAUCACAUGAAGCUUAUCACUCGAGGAAAAGGCGCCGGAGCCCCAAACCUCAUCAGUACAGAGUUCUCCCCGGAGCUUCAUUACAAAGUGGAUGUGCUCCCAUGGAUCCUUUGUAAAGGAGACUGGAGCCGCUUUCAUUCGGUUCGGCCUCCCAAUAACGGUUUACAGUGUGUUGAGAAUCCACAGGAAGACGUCUAUAUCAGUGAGCUAGAAGAGGCCAGAGAGUAUUGAAUUCAAGAAAACUUACCAGAGUGGAUGUCUUGAAGGCAAUGGAAGCCUGAUUUCUGAUCGGGUGACUGUUUCACAGAUGUUCUCUCGAAUUUAAUUGAUACUAAAUGGAACUUUGGAGAGAUUCGUCUGGAAACUGUAGUUAAGAUACUGUCACAAGCUGUUUCGUACAGCUCAACUGAUUGAACAUGUUGGACCGAAGCCCAAAUAAUAAAAUCAAUCAAAUGUAAAAAAAAUCAAGAAAGCAAGAUUUGAUGGAAUAACCCUGAUUUUCAGUCAUUACAAAAUGACAUUUGAUCAAUUGUCACUGAGUUUUAUUUUACCAGCAGGAAUACGUCAAUAUGUACGAGCUAGAAGUAUCCAAUGAGUACUGAAUAUUACAUCAAAAACCUACCAGAGUGGACGUCUUGAAAGCAAUUGAAGCCUUGUACAAUACUUUCUGAUUGGGUUCUCGAAUUUAAUAAAUUUUAAAUGGAACUUUGCCUGGAGAUUCGUCUGGAAAUUGUAGUUAGGAGAAACAGUUAAGCUGUUACGUACAGCUCAACUGAUUGAAUAUGUUGGCCUAAAUUGCAGAUUGGCCGAUCAUGAUGCUAAUUUAAAUAGAGCAAGUAAAUUUAAACAACACAAUAGCAGCUUUUUAAAUCAAAUGAAGAGUUAAGAAAGCAAGUCUUUACAAUGACAUUUGAUCAAAGGCCAUUGAGUUUUAUUUUAACCGCAGGAAGGCGUCUACAUGAACUUGCUAGAAGAGACCGGAGAGUAUUGAAUUCAAGAAAACCUACCAUAGUGGACAUCUUAAAGGCAAAUGAAGCCUCAUACAGUGCUUUCUGAUCGGGUGACUGUUUCACAGAUGUUCUCUCAAAUUUAAUUGAUAUUAAAUGGAACUUUUGGGGAGAUUCGUCUGGAAACUGUAGUUAAGAUACUGUCACAAGCUGUUUCGUACUGCUCAACUGAUUGAACACGUUGGCCCGAAGCCCAGAUUGGAAGAUCACGAUGCUAAUUUCUUCUCUGUCUUCUGUGACGUUAGGUACGUGCUCUGCACCGAGUUCAGCGACAGUUCUUCAAUGGCAUUCUCUGGAACGAGAUCACACUAUUUUCAUUGGAUCGGUGCUUGUUUUCCUUCAGUGUCCUCCAAUAUGCCAUUAAAGGAAUUCCAGCAAAGCUGCUAGAAUUGCGAGAUGCUCAAAAAUGCGACAGAAUGCUGAUUUUUGUUGUCUUUGAACCUGAAGCUCCAACCUGGCCUCGCUCCAAUCCAUGUGAGGUCAGUCCAAACAAAUCAAACACAAGCCGCACCACUCGCAAAGCAAUUCAACACAUUUCUGAGAACAGCUCUUCUUGGGGAUUGUUACUCAAAAAUAUGUAUAAACCGUGGAUAAGAUAUUUAUGGAAUAACGUUUGACCUUUGACCUAAGUUUUUAAGGGGAAAUCUGAGUUUUUUUUUUUAAACAUGACAUCCCUCAGCAACGAGAAUCUUGUUUUUUUAGAAAUCUCAGAUAUAAUUGGAUCCCAUUCUGUUUUCUUUUUCGCCUUUCAACACAACCCAGCUUUGUAUUGCAUGCAAUAUGAGACAGCAGUACAGGGGUGCUGUCGGAGCUCCGUUGAUGGAUUGAAGUCUUCCUCCAAAGGUGAGAUCGAGGUGACACUUGACACAAACAGUCUCUUUAAAUACAAUGGCUCUUUCAGUGGCUCCGUUCAUCCUUGAGUCCCAAUCAAAGCCUGGAGGUUUACAUGGGAUGUAGUUUGAAGAGCCUAAGCCGCCCCUUUCAGCACAAGUGUUAUCAAAAUGUCUUUGCGAGUUGUUGACAUGAAAUUCUGGAGAUUUGAUUCCCAAAUUCCCGCUGACAGACGACUGUUCUAUGUAACUAUAAACAUCCACCUUUAAUAACUGGGUGAUUUUAGUUAGUGUGAUUUCACCAAGUGGGACAUGUUACUAGAUUGAAAUCUAUGUUGAUCCUGGAGCAACAUGACAAUCAGCCAAUCAAAAUUAAGGGAUACGAUUACCGUUCAUGCUAGGUUUUGUGCUGGUUAGUGUUAUGUACUUCUAUAUGAUUGUUAUGCAACUAUUAUUCCCCUAUGAUUUUGGGAUUAAUUUACAGUUAUGGUUGGGUUUAAAGGUUAGGGAAUAGGUAUGGAUUACAUUUUUAGACAAGAAUUACUUUCCAGGAUCAACAAAGAUGUUAAUCCAGGAUCGCAACGUACUUUGCAAAAUCACAUCCACCUUUCAGCUCAGUAUCAAAACUGCUUUUAGACUUUUUUUCACUACAUAAAUGAAUGAAAAUGCUCAUUGAUUGUUGUUGAAACUGAAACAAAGGAUUCAUGCUUCAAAUCCUAGGUUGUUUUAGCUAAGGAUUGAAUAUAGCAAUAUUCAGCUAUGGAAAAGCAAAAAAAUAAUUGGAGACCACUUGAAAAUUCUCUAAAUUCACUCUAGAUCCAAAAUGAGUUUGAGUAAAAUGUUAAUAUUUAUUUUAUUCUAUAAAAAUUUGCAACCCAGGCUCAUUUUGAAAAUGUAUAACUAUUUACAUUUCUGGAGAGCGCCAAAUAUGUCCCAAGAGCUACGUUUUGUUGCAGGUUUUUUCUUUUGCGAAUCCUCUAGAGGCCGCUGUGUAUGCUUUUUUCAGAUCUCAAAUUUCUCUAGCAAGUGCCAUUCGUGCCUGCUGUUCUCACGUAAAUCCACCUGGGGUCACUGUCGACUGACUUACUGAUUGAUUGACCGAUCAACUGACCCACCCUCCUCCUUCCCUAAACCCAACCAAUAGUGUUUUAAAAAAGCACUGAUUGACCAACGUACAUGGCGAGCUAACUAGACUUACUGGUAACAGCUGGAAAGCCGCCCAUACGGAGGUAAGUGGUCAGUUGCUAAACGCAAAAAGGAAUUGUGUCAUACCGCACCCUAGCAUUAGUUUUAAAGACGAAAUGCAGCCAUACGUACUUCUGGCUACGUAAUUCAUGAUCUCCAAAAAUGUAUGUUGGGGGAUGCUUUCAGAAUGAGCCUAUGUUGCAUAUUUUAUAAUGUUUCUUCCAAAUUUCAAAUAAAAAUAUUGUCAUUUAUAGCUUUUCUUUUUCCAGAAAAUGACUUAAGAUAUCUACCUUUUCAUUUGUUGUGAUUACAAAUUAGGUUUAU
This is a messenger RNA of Danio aesculapii, 4637 nucleotides long. It is a transcript of the gene ism2a, whose product is annotated as isthmin 2a. Bases 140 to 1522 code for a protein of 460 amino acids. The record is from RefSeq and is a predicted model, not a curated record. Lineage: Eukaryota; Metazoa; Chordata; Actinopteri; Cypriniformes; Danionidae. The transcript has 6 exons.